AUGCUAAUUGUAUUGCGCACGAAGGCACUGCAGCAAACCAAGAGAGUGGAAAAGGAUGACUUAAAGGUGGAUUUGAGGGAACUGGAGGAGGCUUUGAAAAAGAGCGAAGUUGCUGGAGAUUCGCAGGAGAUUGCCCGACAGCUGAAAUAUCGGAAACAGAAGUUUCGAGAAGCAUUCACCGGACGGUUAGCGAUGAUCACUGUUGGUGUGAGCGUUAUCCUUGUUAUUGCUCUGUCUGGCUUCCGAGAAAAGAGAUUAUUUCCCAGCCAACUCUCAGAUUUUGCAAAACCUGUGGUACUGUCGACACUGUCAUCACUAGCGAAAGUGCGCGUGACGAAGAAAAUGAGACAGCUGGAAAAUGAAAGGAAGCAGACAAUUGGCAAAGCUCGAAUUGGUGGUCCAUGGGAAUUGCUUGACACUGAUGGUAAUUUGGGAGGAUCUGAACAGCUCAAAGGCAACUGGCUGCUGCUGUAUUUCGGUUUCACACAUUGUCCCGAUGUUUGCCCGGAUUCGAUUGAAAAAAUGGUCGAAGUUGUAAAUAUACUAGAAGCCAGCGAAGAAAAGAUCAAAGUUAUUCCGAUUUUUAUAUCAGUCGAUCCAGAACGCGACACCACGCAGCGAGUCAAAGAAUAUUGUUUGGAGUUUUCUCCAAAAAUAAAGGGCUAUACCGGCUCACCGGAGCAGGCAUGUGUUUGUAUUUUUCGAGCAAAUUUUUCUGGCCCUUGGUUUUAUAAACGAAAAUAG
Gongylonema pulchrum is the source of this 744-nucleotide messenger RNA. The record is from the annotation of a GenBank genome assembly. NCBI's taxonomy places the organism in Eukaryota, Metazoa, Nematoda, Chromadorea, Rhabditida, Gongylonematidae.